Bursaphelenchus okinawaensis is the source of this 2866-nucleotide messenger RNA. The record is from the annotation of a GenBank genome assembly. NCBI's taxonomy places the organism in Eukaryota, Metazoa, Nematoda, Chromadorea, Rhabditida, Aphelenchoididae.
AUGACUGACUACACCUAUGAACAGUUCGUUGAGGUUCACGAGCCUCAGCUUCGCACUUCAGCUGUACCAGAGUUGUUUUGGCCAAGUUUGUUCGAAAAGUUGAAGAACGAGGUAAGUAAAUGUGUUAUCGGCUAGUAUCUUUAGGAUUUUGACGCUGGAAAGUUCUUUCAAAUCAUUGUGGAGGAAAAUGAAACUGAUGGAAACAACUACAGUGUUAUUGCCUUGGAAGAUAUUAAGGCCGACGAUGGGAAGAGGUAAGAAUAUUGUUGUAUUAUUAAUUUUAUAAGAGAGAGACUCUAAUAUUGUGGUAUUUGCAUUAUUCAAUAGCCUAAAGUAUUUUAAUAGGUUAAAACCAGUGUUUUUUCACUUCAGUUAACAAAUUUGGUUUUCAGUAUUUUCUUGAUUGACCAUUGUUUCACUUUCCGUUUGAACAAUGCCAGAGAUAUUCUGAAGCAAGUGCCUGGAUUCAAGGAGCGACUGAUUGAAUCUAUGGGGAUCUCGGUAAGGAAGUCGUUUAAUAUGUAUUGUUUGUUUUAGGUAGAUGAUUUGGAAGAUCUCAAUAGUUGUUCUGAUUAUAUUGGAAGCGAAAGUGGAGAUGCGCAUCCUACUGGUAGGUGUUCUUUUAUACUUCAGUAUAUACUACCUGUUAUUUAAACUAAGAGUUUCAUUUCUAUAAUUUAUUAGUUUUUAUCUUUGUAAAUAAUGUUAUAUCAAGUUGUAGGUGAAGGCAAGAAAGAUGUGACUUCCGAAGAGAAAGAAAAGAACGAACAAGUAGAAGAGAAGAUGAUUGACGCUAUCAUGGAUAAUAUCUGGAAGUUCGCUCAGACUUACACUGUUCGUCGUUCUCAAAACGUUCUUGAGGAGAGUGAUAUGCCCAUCUGGUACCUUCCUGAUGAGUUUGGCAUGAGAGUUGGACAUUCUAAAGACCCAAAUGUUCGUAUUGUGCCAUUUUUCUAUGGUUUCACUGGGCAAGCAUUUAGUGUGAUGUUUCCCACACAGGACAUUAAGGAUCAAGGUACGUAACUAUUGUUUUUAAAGGCUGUGGUAUGCAUUAGAUUAUUUUUAAAUAUGAAAGAAUCAUUUCAGAAGAAGUUACUAGGAACUAUGUUGACAAUGCCAUUUUGAAGACCCAUCCAGAGUGGUACAAUGUUCUUCUUUAUCCUUGGGAAGCUGUUGAUCUGAGUGAGAGUGAUUUGAAAAAGUCUGUCAAGGGUGACGAGUUCUUUACUGUAAGUGUUAAAAAUUGGACUUUUAAACCAGCAAUCGUUUAGUGUUAAUCUAAUAUGAUUAGCUUUUUUAAACCGAAUAUUUUAAUAAAUUUUGUGAAUUUUAGAGUGGACGGCAUCCAGAUCACGUACCUGAAGGUUCUCAACAUGGGGCAGCUGAUGACAACGCUGGAAUCAUGGAUACGGUGAGAAUAGUGGCUACAGACACUCAGCUCAUCGAACGGUUACAAGGAAUUCAGUACGGACUGGUGGAUGACGUGAAGGAAGCUGAUGUGCUGUGGUUGAGGGAGCACUUCCACGAGUUUAAGUAUGUAUUCGUUUGAAAUAGUCAUGUUAUUUAAUAAUUUUCUUUUGGUUUGGCAGCAAAUUAUUUUUUGAAAUUCACAUUUUGGGGUCAUUAUUUUUAAAAUUAAUUUUUCAGAGGAUUGUUCGAACAAAAUCCGAAAAUAUUGGUGAAUCAGUUCCCUUACGAGUCCAACCUCACCGUCAAGGAUUUGUUCGCAGCUUCAAUAGAAACAAACCCAGAUUACGAGAAGUCGUUCAACGAAGAAACUCUUGAAUAUGGUCCAGAAUGGUUCCAAACUACCUUUAACUUGAAUGAAGAGCUGCCCACGUUUGUAGCUCACUAUCAGAAGAGGGCCAAGAAGAACUUGGACAAUACCUGGAUCGUGAAGCCAUGGAAUCUGGCCAGAGGACUUGAUACGGUAGUUACUGACAACCUGGAUUGUAUCAUCAGAAUGGUUGAGACCGGUCCAAAACUAGUGUCUAAGUACAUCGAGGACCCCGUUCUUGUGAAGAGGAAAGACAAUGGAAAUCUGGUCAAAUUUGACCUGAGGUUCAUCGUGUUCGUGAGGAGUUUGGAGCCACUGGAGCUGUGCUUGUACAACGACUUCUGGCCUAGGUUGGCGGUCAAGUAAGUUAUUAUCCUGUUUGUUCUAUGCUUGAUUAUAAAUGCAGUUUUAUUAUAUAACAACGCUUUUUUAGCGAGUAUGAUUUAAGCGACCUGUCUGACAACUUUACACAUUUGUCUGUUCACAAUUACACUGACAAGACGAAAGUAGUUAAUGUAGGUUGUAUUAUCACCUCAAUAUAAAAUUAUUUCUUUUGACCAUAAAUUUAGGUAAUAAUUUUAAUUUUAGGUAACAUCGGAUGAGUUUAUAAAAGACCUGAUCGAAUUGAAUCCUCAAAUCAAAUGGGAACAAGUCAAGUUUCAGAUUGACAGUGUCAUCAAACAGGUAUUCGAAACUGUCACAAAGAACAAACCGCCGCGAGGCGUGGCUCCAAAUUUACAGUCUAGAGCCAUGUACGGCUUCGAUUUGAUGCUCAAGUGGAAAAGUGAGUUUACAAGGAUAUAAUGCGUAUUCAGAAGCUUUUGGAAUUAUUUUUUAGUCACAAGAAAUAUUCAGGGGCGCAUGUCGGCAAAAUUGAGCCGCAGGUAGUCGGGAAACAUAAGUUUUACUCUGUUAGUUCUAUGGUUAAAUUUUGUAGAUCGUGAGCACAAGGACGUAAGUGUCACUUUCCUCGAAGCCAACUUCAUGCCAGAUUGUCAGAGAGCUACAGAAUUCUACCCAGACUUUGCUGAUACUGUAUUCCAGACCUUGUUCCUGGGAGGUGGCAGUAACCGAGUUCACUCUAUCUGA